AUGACUAAACAUUCCAGCUUUAAAGAUUGGCCAUGCCCGUGGAUAAAGCGGAAAAAACUGGCAGCAGCUGGAUUCUAUUACACAGGCAAAAAAGAUAAGGUAAAAUGUUUUGAAUGAAAACUUGAAAUAGGCAAAUGGGAAACAAAUGACAAUCCAAUGGCCGAUCAUCAACGGUGGUCCAGACGAUGUCGAUUUGUUGAAAACUUAUCUUGCGACAACAUAACCAUUGAUGUGGAUUCUAGCACAAUUCCGAAAAAAAUGGAGAAAGCAGACGAGAAGGAUGAUGUUACCGAAAACAUUGAAAUGUUAAAUAAAAACUUGUCGAAACCGAAAUAUUCACGAUUUGACACUUAUAAAGCGAGAAUCAAUACAUUUGAAAUAUGGCCAAAAUCAUCAAAACAAACAAAACAAGAUUUAGCAAAUGCUGGAUUUUAUUACACAAGGAAAGAUGAUCAGACGUUGUGCUACUACUGCGAAGGAGAAUUAGAAGAUUGGAAUCCGGAAGAUGUUCCCUGA
Pseudomyrmex gracilis is the source of this 516-nucleotide messenger RNA. Its product is annotated as baculoviral IAP repeat-containing protein 3-like. The record is from RefSeq and is a predicted model, not a curated record. Gene Ontology annotation, biological process: regulation of cell cycle. NCBI's taxonomy places the organism in Eukaryota, Metazoa, Arthropoda, Insecta, Hymenoptera, Formicidae. Gene Ontology annotation, cellular component: nucleus; spindle microtubule; cytoplasm. The transcript has 2 exons.